Molecule: messenger RNA, 843 nt
Organism: Diaporthe citri
Lineage: Eukaryota; Fungi; Ascomycota; Sordariomycetes; Diaporthales; Diaporthaceae
Exons: 3
Coding region: 1-843 (280 amino acids)
Source: RefSeq, a predicted model, not a curated record
AUGAAUAGACAUUUCGUGCAAAUCAGUGUCGCAAUGGCGAAGAUCAUGGAAGAGGGGGCAGAAGAUGAGGAUGAAGAUGAGGAGGAUGACGAGCUCAAGAACAGAGACGACACAGCUCAUCCAUCUGAAGACCUGCCGGAAGGAAUACAACAUCAACCCUCGAAAGCGCCAGCAUCAGAACGACCGAAGUACCGAAGAAGGGGCCGCAAGUUCCUUGCGGAAUUCGCGAAUUUGUUGGCGUCAGACUUUACUAGAAGUCUCAUCCUGGUUAUCGAGGUAGAGGACGUGGAUGAUCACAUGAGAUUCAAGAUGAUACCCGUCAGGAACAAGAUUGACACAGGCAGCGAUGAGAAUUUUGUGAGCAAGGAAUUGAUUGCCAAGCAUGGCAUGGACCCAAAUAAGAUACGGGACUUACCAGUCGAAGAGCAGCAGGAGCGGACGCUUGAGAUGUUGAACAAUCUCACAUUCACCCCUAAGCAGGAGGUCACAAUUUCUUGGCAUAAGCCACGAGACAAAAAGCAACGACAGACCACAUUCCUCAUUGUGGACAGCGGAUUAUUCGAUGUCCUCAUAGGCUCAAAGCAUUGGGCUGACGAAGCGAGGCAAUCUGUGCUGUUCGGCUUUGGGCGCCAUAGGACGGAAGGUAACAAUUCGGAUCGUCAAUCCCGACAAGAGGAGCUUGACGAUCAGAAUGCCGAGAAGGAGGCAAAGCAGAACAUCAAAAAGCAAUUGCAGGAGACUGACGACCUGCUCCCACGGGUUGGCUCGGGGAAAAAGGCUGGAGAACCAAGUGAACAGACGAGAAGAGAAAUGAGGCGAUCCCGGCAACACACUUCGGCAUGA